Messenger RNA from Tetranychus urticae (two-spotted spider mite), 1715 nucleotides. RefSeq names its product zinc transporter ZIP3. Gene Ontology annotation, cellular component: plasma membrane. NCBI's taxonomy places the organism in Eukaryota, Metazoa, Arthropoda, Arachnida, Trombidiformes, Tetranychidae. Gene Ontology annotation, molecular function: zinc ion transmembrane transporter activity. Gene Ontology annotation, biological process: zinc ion transmembrane transport. The record is from RefSeq and is a predicted model, not a curated record.
AGUAAUGGUAAAUUCUGAAUGGUAGUUUACUUUAUACCGGUUAGAAGAGUGUAUAAGUAAUCAGCAACUAAUCUUUCUCCACAGUUAAUUUAAUCAAUUGGCUGACUGUUUGGACAGCUUUUUGUUCUUGUUAAUUUUUUCUCUCAAAUAAUUCUCUGGUUGUUUCACUCAUUUUUAUCUUGUGAAUUUGCAUAAGUAAAGCUGGUUGAAAGCAUCAAAAAUGGAUCUAAAUGGAACUCGUGUAACUGCUUUGAUUACUCUUUUUGUGCUUACCAUGUUGGCGGGUCUUGGGCCUGUUUUAGUGUUUAAUCUAUGGCGAAGGAAACAAGAUAAAGCAAUCCUAGAGAGUCACAACUCAGGUUUGGAUGUUCGAAAAGAUUCCAAAUCUUCCAAAAGUGCCAAAAUUUUGCAGCUAUUGUUGGUCUUUGGUGGCGGUGUCCUUCUAUCAACCUGCUUUGUUCACAUGAUACCAGAGAUUCAAGAAAGUUAUAAUGCAUAUCAAGAAAGUAAAGAGCACCAUGAAGAUGUAACAACUAUAUCGCCAGUCACGGAAACCACAAGCAUACCAACAGUUGCAGCGGGGGGUUAUAAUAAAAUCCAAAACGUUCGAUUCUAUCAUCCGGGGCAUGAUGAAAGUGGCGAGGAAGGACAUUCUCAUUCACAUUCACACAGUCCACCUUGGGUAGAGAUUUGCAUUUGUCUGGGACUUUUUUUAACCUAUUUCAUAGAAGAGUCAAUUUUAUUGUUGAUCGGACGUGAAUCAUCUCACCAUCACCACCAUCAUCAUAAUCAUCACCAGCAAAAUCAUCACGAUUUGUCAGUGGAAAGUAAUCAUAAAAGAAGGACGACUUCUUGUUAUUCAGAAAACAAUUUACCACAUGGAGGUUUAGAAGAUUAUGGUUCAAUCACAAAUAAUGGAUCACGGAGACUGUCUUCAAAUAGUAUCGAGAAACACGCUGAAAUUAAACAUAAAAUAGGCUAUGACAAUGUAGCCAUUGAUUUGCGCGGCGAUAAUUUAUCUCCUACAUCCCUUCAUCGAUCUUAUAGUUCCAUUAAAUCAAUUGCCGGUGAAAGUAAUUGGACUCUAUUUUUACGGGGUUUAAUUAUAGUGAUUGCAUUUCUGGCUCAUUCCAUUUUUGACGGUGUUGCCAUUGGCUUACAAACUAGCUCCUAUUCAAUUUGGACCAUGUUUUUUGCCAUCUGUUUACAUAAAUUUGUUGUGGUGUUUGCCAUUGGGUUUGAACUUUUCGAGAAAACGGGUUCUCUUCUUUUUACUUCAAUACAUAUGACUAUAUUUUCUGCCAUGUCACCACUAGGUAUCUUCUUAACCAUUGUUAUCGAAAAAGGUCUGAGUGAAGAUGGAAGUUUGACACUGAUAUUAUUGAAUGCUGUUGCCACUGGUGCCAUUUUGUAUAUUGUUUUCCUUGAAAUCUUACAAGCUGAUCGAUGUCCAGAGGUUAACGGUCUAGUCCAACUGCUAUUUUUGAUGGCUGGUUUUACCCUAAUGACUUGUAUGACUGUAUUGGUUGGUCAUGGUGAUUGAUCCAAAUACAAUUAACAUCUAAAUAAUAGACAGAGUGGAUAAAAACCAGCAUAAUUAUAUAGUUUAAUUGUUAAUAUAUUGCUUAAAAAUGAAAAUUUAUAUUCACUUUACCUGAAUUGAAAGGUGAAGUCUUAACAAAAAUAAAAGAUAUUUUACAAGCCUUACCUCAUUA